This is a messenger RNA of Medioppia subpectinata, 819 nucleotides long. The record is from the annotation of a GenBank genome assembly. NCBI's taxonomy places the organism in Eukaryota, Metazoa, Arthropoda, Arachnida, Sarcoptiformes, Oppiidae.
AUGAUCAAUCUCGUUUCGGACGCAGACAAGUCCAACGGCAGCCAUGGCAACGUCAACCACGAGCCCAGAGCAGGCAAACCACCCAAACCGCACCGGUCUAUAUCGUGGUCGCAACUACUGUUGCCAUCGUAUAAGACACGACUCGCGGAGUUCAGGAAACUGUUUGCCAAACACGUGCCCACCAACGAGCGCCUGAUAGCCGACUUUUCCUGCGCACUGCAACGGGAGAUCCUAAUACAGGGCCGACUCUACCUUUCGGUGAACUAUCUGUCAUUUCACGCCAACAUAUUUGGCUGGGAAACCGUGGUGUCCAUCAAAUUGGCCGAGGUCACUGCGCUCACCAAAACUAAUACGAUCCGGGUGAUUCCCAACGCCAUGCAAAUCAUCAUGGACAGCGGCCAGAAGUAUAUAUUCACCUCGUUCGUGGCCCGGGAUAAGGCGUUUAAGCGCGUGUAUAGACUGUGGCAGGACGUCGUGAUUGGCCAGAAAAUGUCCGUCAGUGAGGUCUGGGAACUCAUACAUUAUAACUAUGGCAACGAUCUCGGCGUGCCCUCUGACGAUUCCGAGCCCGAUGAUGACGAGGAGUUAAGUAUUGCGACGAGAAAUAACAUGAACAUUGUUGAGGAGGAGUUGAUUGACGACGACGUGUUUGACGGUAUCGGUCUCGGCCCGCACCGGCGACUUCGGCUCCCUAUGGCGAGUGGUGGUGAUGGUGAACACCAGAAUGUAGUGGAUGAAAAGGUGCUGGAUAGUUUGCGACAAUUGGCCGAUAUAACCACCAGGUUGGUUAGUAGUAAGGCGUUUACUAAACUAGCAUGA